Molecule: messenger RNA, 1515 nt
Organism: Lucilia sericata (common green bottle fly)
Lineage: Eukaryota; Metazoa; Arthropoda; Insecta; Diptera; Calliphoridae
Exons: 4
Coding region: 318-920 (200 amino acids)
Source: RefSeq, a predicted model, not a curated record
ACCACAAGCGUUGAGUAUUUGAUGGGUUUCAAUAAAAUUGGUUUCAGUUUUCAGUUGACUGUGAAAUAAAUCGGUUUAAAUAGAAAAAAAAGAAAAUUAAAAAAUUAUUAAAAAUUUUUUAAAUUUAAUAUUUCUAAUUAAAACGUGUUGUGGAAAAGCGUGAAAGAUUUUUUUUUUGAAACUAAUUAAGUGAAAUUGCAAUAAUAGUUGUUUUUUACGGAAAAAAGCCUUAUUUUUAUAUUAAAAAUUACUAAAAUUAAUAAUAUUUAGAAAAAUCUUAAAAAAAGUAAUUAUUUAAAAUUAAAAAAAAAAGAAAAAUGUCUUUAAAUUUAUUAAAACGUAAUUUAGUUUUAACGGUUUUCCUAUUAGUGCAGUUCAUUGCAAAUGGUUCUGCUAUAAAGUGCUUUGUCUGCGAUUCCAGUGAUAAUCCCAGUUGUGCAGAUAUUGAAUCAAACAGCAGCAUUGUGGCAGAGGAAUGUACCCUAGAAAAAAUGAAAUCCAUUGAUACUUGGCUUUUUGAACUAAAUAAAAUUGCCUAUUUCGAUACGGGAGCCAAUCGAAGUCCACAAAUGAAUUGUCAAAAAGUCGUGGCCAAAGAUCCAAACACCAACAAAAUGGUAACGGCCAGAUUUUGUCAACUAAGUGCAGGAGAAUCGGAUGCCUGUCAAAUAUUACGCUCAAAAUUAAAUCUUCCGCCGGCAGGUGAUAAUCGUUUGACUCAAAGUAAUAUGAACAAUAAUAAUAAUAACAAUAAUGGACGUCGUAUGGUGCAACAACAAAAUGAUGCAGAACAAUUUCACUGUUCCAAUUGUUAUACAGACAACUGUAAUGGUGCUUUAAUGAUAGGUGCUAGUGGUUCCUGGCUUAUGGCCGUAAUACUAGUAGUUCCUGUACAAUAUAUGAUCUUUAGGCUGUGGUGAAAGUUUUGAAACUAUAGAGUAGUUUUCGAAAAUAAACGAGUGGUUAAAUAUGUUUAUGAUUUAUAUUUGUUAUUUUUAUAAUUUCUUAAGUUUAAUGUAUAUAAAUGUUAAAUAAAAAAAUAUAUAUUAUGAAGUUAAGUGUGAGUACAUAUGUGUAAAUAGGCCUUAUUGUAGAGAAUAUUAAAAUCGGAGUAGGAAAAAAUUUUUAAGAGCAAUGUGUUAGCUUGAAGUGAAAUAUUAAGCAAUUUAGUUUUUUGGUUAUAAUGGAUUAACAAAUUAAAUAUUUAUGCAAAUUUUAUUAGAAUAUUAAAUUUUAUAAAAAAAAAGUAAUAAAAAGUUUAAAAAAAUAAUUUAAAAUAUUCGGCCGGGACGAAUUUUUUCAAACUGUACCCAAGGACUUGUAAAAGUCACUGGUUUAAUGAAUUUGAAAAUAAUAACCUCUGAAAGGUAUUAUUAGUGAAAGUUAACUGUUAUAACAGUUAAAUUUUACCCAGAAUUAUUAAAAAAAUAGAAAUACAAUGCUUUAAACUAUUUAAGUUAUUUAUAUUACUAUAUAAUAAUUAUUUAUAUUUUAAAUAUAUAUUUAAGAAUAAUA